AUGGAGGUAGAAAAGCUUGUUGAUAAAAAAUUAUUAAGGAUAGUUAAAAUUAAACCUAACUGUGAAGACCUGCGAAAGGAUAUUGUGAUAAUAGAGUGGAUAGGUGUGAUGGGGGAAUAUGAACCAAAAAUUGAAGUCCAUUUUCCUUACACAGUUACAGCUGCAAGGGGAACCACUGUUAAGAUGGAGUGUUUUGCACUUGGCAACCCUGUUCCAACAAUCUCUUGGAGGAAAGUUAAUGGUCAUAAUCCAAGUAAAGCCCGCCUGAGAAAAUCCCAAGCUGUGCUUGAAAUACCUAAUGUGCAGCUGGAGGAUGCAGGGAUGUAUGAAUGUAAGGCUGAAAACUCUCGUGGAAGAAACGUCUUCAGAGGACAACUACAAGUGUACACCUACCCACAUUGGGUGGAGAAACUUAAUGAUACUCAAUUAGACAGCGGAGAUCAGCUCCGAUGGGAAUGUAAAGCCACUGGAAAGCCAAGGCCCACAUAUCAUUGGCUGAAAAAUGGAGUUCCUCUCUGGCCACAGAGCAGGAUUGAGAUGGUUAAUGGUGUUCUGAUGAUCCACAGUGUGAAUCUCUCAGAUGCUGGAAUGUAUCAGUGCUUAGCAGAAAAUAAGUAUGGCACCAUUUAUGCCAGUGCUGAGCUGAAGAUUUUAGCUUCAGCUCCCACUUUCCCACUAAAUCAGAUGAGGAAAACAAUAAUUAUUACCAAGGGCCAAGAAGUUGUCAUUGAGUGCAAGCCACAAGCCUCUCCAAAGCCAACUAUCACUUGGAAGAAAGGAGACAAAGCAUUAAGGGAGAGUAAGAGGUCAGAAGCCUGUUCG
Messenger RNA from Fulmarus glacialis (Northern fulmar), 822 nucleotides. RefSeq names its product contactin-5-like. Gene Ontology annotation, molecular function: cell-cell adhesion mediator activity. The record is from RefSeq and is a predicted model, not a curated record. NCBI's taxonomy places the organism in Eukaryota, Metazoa, Chordata, Aves, Procellariiformes, Procellariidae. The transcript is spliced from 6 exons. Gene Ontology annotation, biological process: cell-cell adhesion; brain development. The annotation marks the transcript as partial.